AUGCGCAAGCUGUGGUUUACCUUCACGGUGUUCCUUGUUUUGGCUACGAUUGGCUCGUACGCCGUCGAUGCGAAGAAGAAGCUGAUCAACAACAAGUAUGGCGACGGUGAUUUUGAGUUCAUCGACGAGGAUGAUAAAACCAAUCCGCAACAGCAACAACAGCUAGAUUCUGCGGCUGCCAUGCAGCUUAAGCAGGAUCAGCAACAGAUGAUUUCAGAAAAGAAAAAGUGGAUUCAUGAUCCUUCAAGUGAUCUCUGCAAACCGCUCAACUGCAAGAAGAAAGAGCUUUGCCUGCUGGAGGACGCAUACACGGCCGUCUGCGUUUCAAAAAAGGAACUCCACAAGAACAAGUUCAUCAGCAGCUAUAAUUCACUUGCAAACAGGGAGGAAAUAAUCACCAAAAGCAAGUACUUUGAGGAGGAGGAAGCAAAGCGCAAAGCGGAAGCGGAAGCACAAGCAGCCGCGGCAGCGGCUGCUGUUGCCGCAUCCAGCCUAAGCGGGACCGGUGGUGGAAAUGUGCCUGCAGGCGUUGGCGCCGAAACCGGCAGCAUGGCACUGAUGGCGGCCAGUGGGGAUAGCAGUACCGGAAGCAACGCGAACGGUGGCACAAGCAGUGGACUGGAACAGGAAGAGCGCGAGGACGACGAAAGCUCGUCGCAGGAUGACGACGUGUUCUACGACAGCGAGAAGGAGGAGGACUGCAAACCAUGCCCAGUAGUGAAGCCGACCUACCUGUGCGGCAACGACAACUGGACGUACUCGUCGGUCUGCCGGUUGGAAUACCACAACUGCAUCCACAACACCGACGUCAAAGUCAACUGCGCGGGCUUCUGUCCUUGCAAAGAUGGAAACCUGCUUCUCGAUCUGAAAAAGCAACAACGAAUGGCCGACCGGAUGAGUGCGUUCAACGCCAAGUACCAGCGGACGAUCGACAGCAACGACAUCAACGGAGACAACCUCAUUCCGUCGGGGAAGCAGCAAUUGAAGGAGGAAAAGAACCGCCACUACAACCACAUCAACUCGCAGUACACUUUCACGCCCGAGGAGAUCAAGUACGACAACAAGCACUACAAGUACAUCAAGUACACGACGUACAAGGGCAAGCAGUCGCAGUCAGCAUCCCGCCAGUAUGAUGGCUACGGUGCGUCCAACACCAGCCCGGGCCGCAUGACAGGCGAGGACAAGCACAAAAUCCGGGGCUACAACGAGGUCCUCGAUAAGCCGGCCGGUAGCAACGGCGGCGGUAGCAGCAUCAAUAACGGCAACGGCAAGCCAUCCAAGCUGUCCGGCAGCUCGGCACGUUACCCAAUGAAAUCGAACGAAUGCAAACCGCAGCAGCUGACGGCCAUCGGCAACCGGCUGCUCGACUGGUUCUCGGUCAUCAUGGCUGACAGCAAGAAGCGUCGCCAGCACCAACAGCAGAAGAACAAGGUUCACUUCCCGGGUGCCUGCAAGCUGGAGGCGCGUUGGAUGUUCGGCCAUCUCGAUCUCAACAACGACGGUGAGUUGUCGACGCAGGAGCUGUACGAUCUUGAGCACGACCAGAAUGAGCGGUGCAUCAAACCGUUCAUCGAUACAUGUGACCUGGACCAGGAUAAUACAAUCGAUCCUCGUGAGUGGUGCCGCUGCUUUGAGAAGACGGACCGGCCCUGCGCCGCCGUUCGACGACGACUGGGUAACGAUCUGAGUGGAACAUACGCGCCGGAUUGCGAUAGCCAGGGAUUCUAUAAGCCUACCCAAUGCCACCAAGCCGUCGGAGUGUGUUGGUGUGUGGACGAGCAUGGUGUCGAGUUUGCCAACACGCGCACUCGUGGAAAGCCAAAUUGUGAAGAAAUCAUCAACAAUGCUACCACUCUCAACUCCGACGAUGAAGACACGGAAGACUCCGAUGACGAUGACGAUAGCCAGGAGGGUAGCGCCGAUCGUCUAUUGGUGUUCUAA
This is a messenger RNA of Anopheles nili, 1941 nucleotides long. It is a transcript of the gene Cow, whose product is annotated as proteoglycan Cow. The record is from RefSeq and is a predicted model, not a curated record. Gene Ontology annotation, molecular function: calcium ion binding; protein binding. Gene Ontology annotation, biological process: establishment of protein localization to extracellular region. Bases 1 to 1941 code for a protein of 646 amino acids. The transcript is spliced from 11 exons. NCBI's taxonomy places the organism in Eukaryota, Metazoa, Arthropoda, Insecta, Diptera, Culicidae.